CUGAUACUUCGCUUCUCAACUUCGCAUUUUCAUCAACCUCAACAUUUUCAGCUUAUCAAAAUGACUCAAUCGACUUCAAAUCAAAACAUUCUCGUAGUAGGAUGUCUCAGAACAAUGAAGAAUGGUUCAUAUCAAACACUUAUCACUAAUCUAGAAACUAAUCAUCCAUCAGCUCAUCUUGAUAAACAAAUGCCAGAUCGAAUCACAGAUGGUGGAAGUAGUCUCACUACUUCAUCUUUCGAUGCUAUACACUUGAUCCUAGAUCCAGCAGAUUUAAAUACAAAAGGAAACUCCAUCACUUCAAAUGAUGAAACUACGACUUCUUUCCUUAGUCAAAUUAUUCCCUCUUUGAAACCUUCUGGUCAAUUCUCUUGGAUCACUCAAUCUUUCAAUCAAACCAAAGUCGAAUCUGUUUUGAAUUCUCUUCAGCUACUCGAUGUCUCUUCUAGUUCUUCUCCUGGUGAAUGUAUUCUCUUUACUGCUUCUGCACCUGUCACAACUUCAUCCGAUACAACACCAUCAGCAGUAACCCUAAACCUCCCCAAGAAAUCACUCAAAGCAUCUCUAUGGUCAUUCACAACCACAUCCGAUACAGAUCUAAUAGAUGAAUCAACCCUACUAACCGAAGAAGACUUGAUAAAACCAUCGACAAACGGAGAAGUAGCAUGUAAUCCCAAAAAAGUUAAAAAGGCUUGUAAGAAUUGUAGUUGUGGUCUACGUGAACUAGAAUUAAUGGAAGAAAAUGAUCUGCCAUCCAACUUGAAGGCUAAUGGAUCUACUAAACCUCUUACGGAGGGAAAGCUAGGUGUUAAAGGUGCUGCUACUGUUACUAGUAGCUGUGGUAGUUGUUAUCUUGGUGAUGCUUUUAGGUGUUCAGGUUGUCCUUAUCUAGGUAUGCCUGCAUUCGAACCGGGUCAGGCAGUCAAACUUACUGCCGAGAUGGGUGAUGAUAUCUGAAGAUACCCUUUGGUCGAUCGAAAGUUCAUCCUACUUUGUCUUAACGAUCCCAAGGACCCAUUUUACUUUCUUUUGUAUCUAGUUUGAUCUUGUAAUUGAGAUCAAUCUAAACUGUUUUGUUUAUGUGAUUCUUUACUAUCCUGUAACUUUGC
This is a messenger RNA of Melampsora larici-populina 98AG31, 1109 nucleotides long. RefSeq lists its product as uncharacterized. Bases 61 to 957 code for a protein of 298 amino acids. The record is from RefSeq and is a predicted model, not a curated record. Lineage: Eukaryota; Fungi; Basidiomycota; Pucciniomycetes; Pucciniales; Melampsoraceae. Gene Ontology annotation, biological process: iron-sulfur cluster assembly. The transcript has 4 exons. Gene Ontology annotation, cellular component: cytoplasm. Gene Ontology annotation, molecular function: iron-sulfur cluster binding.